Messenger RNA from Anopheles cruzii, 2246 nucleotides. RefSeq lists its product as uncharacterized. Bases 219 to 869 code for a protein of 216 amino acids. The transcript has 4 exons. The record is from RefSeq and is a predicted model, not a curated record. Lineage: Eukaryota; Metazoa; Arthropoda; Insecta; Diptera; Culicidae.
GAAGUUUACAACCGGAUUGCUUGGUUAGUUUAUUGGCCAGAAGGUUUUGUUUUCGUUGUAUUCCGCAAACCAACGUAAAAAAAUUUCUGGGCGACGAUCAACCGAACGGCAGUCUUCAUCACGGCUAAGUACUUUAGAACCAGUACACGCUUUCAUUUGAUAAGUGGCUGCGUAGAGUAGGAGAGGAACGGGAUUGGAAAACACAAAGCUAGAUCAAUAUGCCCGAAAGCGGUCCAGUCUAUCAACCGACAACGGUUUCAUAUGAAACCAGGCCUAGUGCGGGCGGGUUAUUAGCACAAACUACGGCGGCAUCGUCCCUCAAAGCACUUCGCAACCCUGCCGCCCAAUUGUCGAUCCUCGUUUUUGGACUGGUAGCAUUUGCCACAGGAGUAGCACUCAUUGCCAGUGGUUCGGCGGACUAUUCGGACGCAGAGCAGCAUCCGGAAAUCAAUCCGGAUGGAAAGAUACACGAGGAGCGUAUCGACGUAGGGCUUAUUGUCGCUGGUGCAUUCAUAACAGUACUUGGCCUGGUGCUGCUAGGAUUAUACGUAAAAGUGGCUGAUUGGCGGCGCAGUUGCGUAUGUCCAUGUGCGCUGUCGAAGAAGCAGGGUUUGGCGCGCCAACUUCAAGGCAACGGAGGAGGACAAAUUCUGGCCCUCAACCCGAGCACGGAUCCGCUCGUGUCGCACACUCAAUAUGCACCGGUUUCAGAAAUUCCCACACGUCAGGAGGACGAAGAGCGACGAAAUCUGAUGCCAGAUAGCAAGGACUCAUGUUUGAGCAGUGCAGAAGAGUCCGAUCGAAUGCUCGAUACGGACCCACGUAUUGUCCUACGGCCUAUCGGCAGUUGUACCAUUGAGGAAGCCUAAAGAACAUUCACGCAAAUGGUAACCGGCGAGAGCUCUCGGGAACAGCCUCCGAGCAUACGAUAGUCUUAUUCAUCUCAUAUCCCCCUACUUCACACCAACUGUAUUCUAUCUCUUCUGGCCAUUUAAAAAACUUAAAAGCGUUUUAAGUAAUCAACAUUUACACCGAAUAUAUGAGAAUUACAGAAAUUAUCAUCGUGUGAACUAACCAUCCAAUUCGUAAUUUAUUUUUUAAAGCUCAUAGGUAAAUGGGAUUCCAGUUUGCAAGCACGGUUCUCACAGAAUGCUUCCUCGAGCAGGAAUAUAUCGCUUCAAUACAUUUUUCGAUAGAUUUUCUAGUAAAUGAUGUAAAGCAGGUUGUGGCGCUCGCAUUGAUUCCGGAUCCUACAGAUAGCAAUGAUAGAAGCGAGCACUUUAAUUCAUUGAUUAGUUUCACGCAUUAUUGUGAUUGAAUUUUUCACUAUUUUGAAUUUGGAAGACAAAGGCUCUGGAUAAAUGUGCUUUUAAAAUACAAUUUGGUUUUUAUUGGCUCCAGAUAUUUAAUGUUUUUGAAAAUGCAAAAAAUAAAGUAUGCAAGAGACAAAAUCCACUAGGUUCGGCCACCUACUUAGUUCUAAAGUCAUUAGUUUAAGACAUUUUACAUACUUAUGUGUAUUUUUAUUCACGAGGUGCAUUAAAAUCAGUCUACUUGAUCUGAUAUAGUUCGGUAUGCAAGUGAAUAUAUGCAGGAUCGAUUAACAGCUUAAUGCAACGGACGUAAAACAUAGCAAAACGUGGCUUUGGACACUCCGGCUAACUAGCGCUUUGGUGACAUUUGGAUGGCUAUUUUGAUCAUGAUUUACUUUCUCAUAUAUUUUAUAUUCACUGAUACAGAAUCUCUUUCAAGUGUUUGUGCAUUCCGAUUUUCUUUUUUAAAUACAUACUACAGACAGCCAUGCACUUUUCUGAUCAUAAAGAAGUUCUUCAGUUCUUUAAUAACACUUAGAAUAUGUGGAACACUAUUUAUAUUUUUAUAGGAUAUGCUCUUGUAGGAUGGCCCCAAAUCAAAUGUACUUAUCAAUUUAGUAACUAGAGCUGUCGUGUUUACAUUUAAACACGUAAAUAAGAUGUUUUAUCUUUAUUAGAAUAAUAAUACAAAAAGCAAAAGUAAAAAAACCUAUAUCAUCGCGUAAAAUUUGUACUUCUUAACCACUGAACAUGUGUGUUUUGAACUUUUUCGUGUGUGUUUGUCUCCUUUUGCCUCAUUAUUCACAUUAGCUGGCAUUAUAAUCGGCGAGCGAUCGUGGCGUUCAAUAGAGAGAUCCCUCCACCAUUCGAGGUCGAACGCGAUCUUGUUAAACCGGCCGGUCUUGCAUCGCCAUCGAUACAGUCACACCAUCC